AUGAGUACCCGGAUUUCGGUGUACGAAGCUUCCAAGAUUCCUAAACCUCCUGGCGAAGCUUCAUGCGCAGUGUAUCCUGGCGCCAGCACCAAGGAUACUUCUCCAAACGGCCAAGAGAAUACUUUUGUUUCUCGGAUGUACCACACCAUUAACCGAGAUCGGGUUCCCGCGCAAGAAGAGUACGAGGCAAGGGUCACUGCUUCUGCAAAUGUCAAAAAAAAGUUCAGCCUACUUCAAGAUGUCAAAGAAGGGCAGUUCUAUGACAUAGUGGCCCAGAUUGUUCGGUCGCCCUACGAUUCAGGUGACAGAAUAACUCUGUGGGUUUCUGAUUAUACAGAAAAUUCGUGGUUUUUCAACUAUUCCAUCGGUGCAGGCGAUGCUUCCCUCGGGCGAGAUGGCGAUCCGUACGGCUAUACCGACAAGUUUACAACAGCCGCCAAGACGACUGACUGGCCAGGGCCUUACGGCAAGAGAUCCAUGCAAAUCACCUGUUGGGAACCUCAUGCCAGCGCCAUUCGCGAUCAAGGCAUAGAUAUCGGGUCAUGGGUCGAUGCAAGGAAUAUACAGAUCAAGACAGGCCACAACGGCAACAAUUUGGAAGGCUUCCUACGGGAAGACCGUGAUGCUCGUGGCUCCAAUUUUAGCGUGCAGAAAGUAGACAUGACAGUUGGUCCUGAUUGCGUUAACCCUCAUGCAAAGGCGGCAUUGCAGAGAAAGAGGGAAUACGAACGCCUGAGAAAAGAGCAGCUCAAGGACAUAAGAGAGGCCAGCAAAGCAGGAGAAAAGCGCAAGAAGGGCAUGGAGGCGAACAAGGAGACAAAGAAGGAAAAUUCUAAAGCGAGGCGGAAAGCCAAACGCAAAAGGGAAGCUACCAGGCAAGACCAGGACGAUGAUCAAGCAGAGGAGGAUACAACUCAGAUUGAGGACCUGAACACACGAGUGAAAUGUGAGAACCAAGAUAAGGCGACUAGUCGACUUUCCGAAAUAACUAGUAUUGUGCAGCAUGAAACUACUAUCGAAGGAGAAAGCGUGAAGGUCCCCCUGCCGUUUGUAGACUUGAACUACCGCGCCAAUGUUCGGGUUGUCAACUUUUCUCCGUCAAACCUCGCAGAUUUUGUAUAUCCAAAGAAGGAGUCAGAAUACGACGACAUCCUCUCUGACGUUGACGAUAAUGACGAUUCCGAAGAUGAUGAUGAGCGACUAAGCCAAAUGCCGAUGGAUACUUUCGCUCGAGUACGGAAUUGGGAGUGGCGCUUCUUCUUGGAACUCGAGGACGCAGUUGACAAUCGCAAGCAGAAGAAGCAAAGGCUAUGGGUAUUGGUAGAUAACCAAGCUGCUCAGUGCCUCACUGGUCUUGAUGCGUCAAACCUGAGACAGGAUAAAGAGCUACUGUCUACGCUUCGGGACAAAAUGUUCACUCUCUGGGGAAACCUAGAAGAGAAAAAGACAGCCACCGAGAAAGCAGUAAGAACGGGAAAGCCUCCAGCUGAUAGCGAUGAUGAGAACGAGCAACAGACUGGGGGUAACGAGUCAAAGACACAAUUGACGAAUCGGUCUUUUUCAUGUUGCAUUCAACAAUAUGGUAUCAAAGUUACCGAACCAGAUCCAACAAAGGCCAGGGAAGGAGACGGGAAGCGAUGGCAGAGAAUGUUUCGCCUCUUUGGCACCAUGAUUACAGGAGGAUAG
Messenger RNA from Fusarium pseudograminearum CS3096, 1686 nucleotides. RefSeq lists its product as uncharacterized. NCBI's taxonomy places the organism in Eukaryota, Fungi, Ascomycota, Sordariomycetes, Hypocreales, Nectriaceae. Gene Ontology annotation, molecular function: telomerase inhibitor activity; G-rich strand telomeric DNA binding. The record is from RefSeq and is a predicted model, not a curated record. The coding region runs from base 1 to 1686 and encodes 561 amino acids. The transcript is spliced from 2 exons. Gene Ontology annotation, cellular component: nuclear telomere cap complex. Gene Ontology annotation, biological process: telomere capping; regulation of telomere maintenance via telomerase.